Messenger RNA from Cyprinus carpio (common carp), 1881 nucleotides. RefSeq names its product piggyBac transposable element-derived protein 2-like. The coding region runs from base 1 to 1881 and encodes 626 amino acids. The transcript has a single exon. The record is from RefSeq and is a predicted model, not a curated record. Lineage: Eukaryota; Metazoa; Chordata; Actinopteri; Cypriniformes; Cyprinidae.
AUGCAGGAUUUGCAGUGUGUUAUGGCAGGCAGACGAAAGUUUUACUCAGCCAGGGAAGUCAUUGAGUACAUUUGCCUUCCUGAUGGUGCUUUAUCUGACACAGAAUCCAUUCCAGACGAUAAAAUUGCUGAUCCAGAUUUUGAGGAAUCUCCUGAAGCAUAUGAGUCUGACUCCAGCUUUGAUGAUGAUAAGCCACUGGCAGCAAUACCAAAAGCUAAUCUCAACCACCUUGAUGUUGAAAUUCAUAACAUACAUGCAGACAGUGACACUGAGGUCCCAGAUGACAAUGAACCUCAGCCAGGCCCAGCUCCAGUCAACAAAGAGUUUUCUUGGAGGCAGAGGAAACCCCCAGCAGCUGACAUAGACUCUUCAUUCCGAGGACCUGCAUUCUUACCUCCCCCAGACGAAAUACCAAGUCCAAAGUGGUAUUUUGAUCAGUUCAUGGACAAAUCUGUGUUUGAACAUAUUUCUAACCAAUCUAACUUGUAUGCAGUUAUGAAGAAUGGCCCAGAACUGAAAACAACCCCUUCUGAAAUAGAGCAAUUCAUUGGUUUACACAUCUUGAUGACCGUAGUACGUAUGCCAUCGUACCGCAUGUACUGGCAGACGGCAACCCACUACGACCCAAUUGCGACAGUCAUGGGACGUAAGCGAUUUGAUAAUCUGCGUACAUACAUCCACAUGAACGACAAUACCAAUGUGAAGCAAAAGGGUGAGCCUGGAUACGAUCCAUUAUUCAAGGUGCGUCCAGUUCUUGAGAAUGUCCGUGCCAACUGUUUGAAGGUUGAACCAGAAGAAAACCACUCCAUUGAUGAGCAGAUCCCCUUCAAAGGAAAGAUUGGAAUGAAACAGUAUAUCAAGAACAAGCCGCAUAAAUGGGGAAUCAAGGUCUUUACUCGUGCAGGUGUCACUGGACUAGUCUAUGACUUUGAAGUAUACACUGGAAAAGGGACCGUGACCAAUGAGCGUGGACUUGGUGUUGCCGGUGAAGUUGUGCUUCGUCUUGUAUCAGAAGUUCCAAAAGGACUAAACUACAAGUGCUUCUUUGACAACUGGUUCACUUCCCCUGAACUCAUUGUGGAACUGAAGAAAAUGGGAAUUCUAACAGUUGCUACCAUCAAUCGUAACCGUCUCCGUGGAUGUACCCUCAAGAGUGACAAGGAACUCUCAAAGGUCGGGCGUGGUGCGUAUGAAGUGAAAUACGAAAAGACAAGUGGGAUGUCCAUCGUGAAGUGGUAUGAUAACAAGGCAACAAACUUGCUGGCAUCAUCCUUCAUUGGCCCUGAACCUGUUGAGAGAUGCAGAAGGUGGUCGAAAGAGAAGAAGGAAUAUGUGGAAGUGGACAGACCCCACAUUGUCAAGGUGUACAACCACAACAUGGGAGGAGUAGACUUAGCAGACAUGUUUGCAGCUCUCUAUCGCAUUGACAUCCGCCCACGUCGUUGGUAUCUGCGCAUCUUGUACUACUUGAUUGACCUAUCACUGGUCAAUGGUUGGCUCCUCUAUCGCCGUCAUCUCACCCAGAAGCAGGAGAAGAAGUAUAUGCCACUUCUUGACUUCCGUGUUCAAGUUGCAGAUGCCCUCAUCAAGGUUGGCAAACAGGCUGACUUGAACAGUAGGAAAAGAGGACGACCGUCAUUGGAAGAUGAUCCAACGUCCCAUCAAGCUGCCCCACCUCCACCUCCACUUCAGAGGAUCUCUGCACCAUCAGUUGAUGUCAGAUUAGACCGAUGCGAUCAUUUCCCCAUCCAUGCUGAGAAACGUGGACGAUGCAGACUGUGCAAGAAUGGCUACACGCAAAUGGCCUGCCUGAAGUGCAAAGUACUUCUGUGCUUUACAAAAGACAAAAACUGUUUCUUGGAGUACCAUAUGACAAAGUGA